GCUUUCUCUUGGUUUUACGCUUUCCCAUCGCUUAUGAUCUUAUAAAACGAUCCAAAUGGCGGAAACACAAAGAGAAAGAUGCUAUUGUGACGAAGUUCAAGAUCGGCAUACGUCCAAAAGAUAAAAUGGAUAAGCCUCAGUUGAUUCUGGCUUUAUAUUCUGCAUUUCCUUCUUUUCUGCGAGUAACUUCCGAAUUUCACGCUGCUGUGGAAUCGAUCCGUUCAAGGUCUUCAAAUGGUCACGGUGGCUUUCAGGCAAGGCACAAUUUGGAACAUCGUCGACCUUUGCUGGGCGGUAAUAAUACCGGAGGCAAACCUAUUAAUGGUUCGAAUGGGUUAAAUAAAGGUGAAUUCUCAAGAAUGGCUGGAGCAAUUGGGAAAGAUAUUAAUAUAACGGCAGCAAAGUUACAGAAAUUGACGAAAUGUAUGAAAACUUUAUUUGAUGAUCGACCCGUUGAGAUUAGCGAAUUGACCUAUAUAAUCAAACAAGACAUUGCAAAAAUAAAUAAGCAAAUAGCCCUUCUUCAACAAUAUGUUCGUGAUCAUAAAAAGAAUAACAGACAAGCUGAUGAACAUUCUUCAAAUGUGGUUGUCAUGUUGCAAUCAAAAUUAGCUAGUACUAGUAUGGGCUUUAAAGAUGUGCUUGAAAUUCGGACUCAGAAUAUGAAAGAAAGUAAAGAUAGAAGGGAACAAUUUAUGUUUUCAAGUAGUCAACAUGCUAAUAUUCCAGCAGCAAAUUCGCCGCUAUACAACACGCAGAGACGCAAUGAGCAUCAAAAUACUGAUUUUCUUGCUCUUGAUAUGUCGUCAGGUCAGGUUCAGCAACAACAAUUGCAGUUCAUUGAACAACAGGAUAAUUAUAUUGAAAGUCGUGCAACUGCUAUCGAAUCAAUUGAAUCUACUAUAGCUGAGCUCGGUAACAUUUUCCAACAACUUGCACAAAUGGUAGCAGAACAGCGAGAGACUGUUCAAAGAAUCGAUGCAAACACCGAUGACAUUCAAACACAUGUAGAAGGAGCACAAAAAGAGUUGCUUAAAUAUUAUGCAAGCAUCUCUUCAAACCGCUGGCUUAUGGUUAAGAUAUUCGCGAUGACACAAGAUAAAGUAAUCUUAGUUACCGGUGGCUAUGGGCUCGUUGGAAAAGCCAUUGAAUGGGUAAUUGAAAAUGAUCAAGGAAAGUUCGGUAAGAUGGAAGGCGAAAAGUGGGUUUUCCUCACCAGCAAAGAUGGUGAUUUGAGGUCUGCUGAAGCUACUCGCGCAAUUUUUGACAAAUAUAAGCCGACUCACGUGAUACAUUUAGCCGCUCUUGUCGGUGGACUCUUUAAAAACAUGAAAUAUAAAUUAGAUUUUUUACGUGAUAAUUUAUUGAUCAACGACAACAUAUUGCAUACUGCGCAUGAACAUAAGGUUAAAAAAGUUGUAUCGUGUCUAUCUACUUGUAUCUUCCCAGACAAAACAACCUAUCCAAUCGAUGAAACCAUGAUACACAAUGGACCUCCACACGAUUCCAAUUUUGGCUAUGCAUACGCCAAACGCUUGAUUGAUACACAAAACAAAGCAUAUUAUGAUCAAUUUGGUGAUAAAUUCACCUCGGUUAUUCCAACUAAUGUGUUUGGUCCUCAUGAUAAUUACGAUUUGCAAGAUUCGCAUGUCAUUCCCGGAUUAAUCCAUAAAUGUUAUCUCGCUAAGAAGAAUAAAACUCCAUUUGUAGUUGCUGGUACUGGUAAACCUCUUCGUCAAUUCAUUUACUCGCGAGACCUUGCAAAAUUGUUUAUUUGGGUACUCAGGGAAUAUGAUGAAGUUGAUCCUAUUAUCUUAUCAGUCGGUGAGGAGGAUGAAGUAUCUAUUAAGGAUGUGGCAGAUGCAAUUGUAAAUGCUAUGGAUUUUAAAGAAAGUUACUCUUUUGAUACCACUAAAGCUGAUGGCCAAUACAAAAAGACUGCCAGCAAUGAAAAAUUAUUAAAAUAUCUUCCUGAUUUUAAGUUUACCCCAUUUGAAACUGCUGUUAAAGAAUCUGUUGAAUGGUUUAUUCAGAAUUAUGAUAAUGCGCGUACUGGAAAGCAUUAA
Messenger RNA from Racocetra persica, 2066 nucleotides. NCBI's taxonomy places the organism in Eukaryota, Fungi, Glomeromycota, Glomeromycetes, Diversisporales, Gigasporaceae. The record is from the annotation of a GenBank genome assembly.